Molecule: messenger RNA, 852 nt
Organism: Leptinotarsa decemlineata (Colorado potato beetle)
Lineage: Eukaryota; Metazoa; Arthropoda; Insecta; Coleoptera; Chrysomelidae
Molecular function (GO): protein binding
Source: RefSeq, a predicted model, not a curated record
AUGAAAUCAACUUUAAUUUUGACAGCCCUCUGGCUAAUUGGGGCAGCCUCCAAAGAAAUGAGGAUGAGGAGUAGGCCCAAGAGCGAAUCGAAUGAGCUGAACAAUAUGUGCGAUUUGAAGGCAUCAGAUGGCAAAAAUAUCCGUUGUUUUUGCGUUCAAGAACGAUAUCCGGUAUCAACGGCGGAGUGUUGGAUUUUUGGACCAAUCGUUGAUGAACACUUCAUGUGGAGAUUGAUAGUGAGCUCGCAACCCUUCCUUACAGAGUUCAAUCUCAUGACUAGUAACCAGACAAGGUUCAUUCCGUCUCACUUCUUCGAACAUAUGUUGUUUCUUAAAAACUUUUCGGUUUCGUUGGCGUUACUGGAACGCCUCGAGAAAUUCGCUUUCGGGAACUCUACCUCACUCGAGAGCCUCAAGCUAGCCAAGAACCAAAUAGAACACCUGGAUCAGUUCUCUCUGUCCCAACUGACACGUCUGAAGCAUCUAGAUUUGCAGAAAAACCGUAUCAGAACCAUCAAGAGAUUCGUUUUCUUCAACACCACAGAGCUCAAAUACAUUCGGCUGAACAGCAAUAACAUAAUCAAAGUUGAAGAUAAAGCCUUUGAAUCUAUGGGAAAUGUCCUCGAGAUGGACUUGUCAGAGAAUUAUCUCUGCGAUAUCAAUAAUCUGACUUUUUUCGGGUUGUCUAAGUUGAAAGUGAUAGACUUGAGUGCUAAUCGGAUUAUCAAGUUGGAGUCUUCAGUGUUUUCGGAAAUGUGGGAUGUGGAGAAUCCCUUAUCAGGAAAUGGACAACCCUCCAUCCUAUUAGCUCUAAUGGUACCUGUUGCACAUAUAUUAUCUCCUGCUAAAUGA